UUCCUGCCGGCUAUGCAACAAGUAGUGACUCCUGACUAAAGGCCAGGAACGAACGGUGGAUCGACAGGAGGGGAAUCGUCCCACACUCGCUGGGCGCUCCCAUCGCACGCGGUGAAAGUCUGCCCGACACACCGACACGGUCUGCUCAGCGGGAGGGCGGCACGGCUCAUCAACGGGAGAGAUACAGCAAAAGCCUCUCCGUCUCUCCGGAAAGGGUCUGUUCGUUGUUGUGCACUGCAGCUGCUGUUUGAGGAGGACCCUUCCAGCUUCACGCAUCGGUGGAACGGCGCGGGGUGGGAUUUCGCUUUGCCAAAGGCAUCAUCAUCACGGUCGUCGUUGCAACGGCUCUCUCUGCCCUGGCUCCGCUCCGUCUCUCUCGCUCUCAGCGCCAUCACCGCGCGAGCGUCGUCUUUGAUCCUCAGAAUAGGAGAACAGGAUUUUUCCUCAAAGAGGGUGGAAGAGAACAUCUUAACGAUUUUGCAGUCGUCCCCCGUACAGGGGCCGGCGACGCAAUUUAGGAGCCAUGGUGGUGGGGUGUCAGCCCCUGGCGGGGGAAUCGAUGAGGUGGCUCAAGCACACCGUGUCUGGGCUCGCGAAUCCUCAUGACGCCGCUGCCAAGAAUCGUCUUGCCAAGAUGGAAAAGUAUGUGCAGCAGGGGGGGGAUGUGAACAAGCCCAACAAGCUCGGGGAUACGCCUCUGCAUGAGGCCUGCGCGUACAUACGCGACAACGGGGACUCGAGCAAAGGCAAACGGCGCAAGGGCAAGGGGGUGGGAAAGGAUCGACGCAAGGUUGGGAAGAAGCUUACCCGCCGCCAAAUGGGCGAGGGCGGCCCUCUCGAGAUGCUGGAGCUGCUUCUCCGGGCUGGCUCAAACAUCAAUGCGCAGAACAUCGUGGGGGAUGCGCCGUUGCACAAAGCCGCUCUGAACGGGAGGGCCCUAUCGGCGGACUAUCUCAUCCGUGCGGGGGCCAACGUUAACAUCAGGAACGAGUUCGCUCAGACUCCGCUGCACGCCGCGUGCGUUAGCGGGAACAUCGAGGUGGUGCAGAGGCUAGUGCAAGGCGGGGCAGAUACCGGUGCCCAGGACGCGGCUGAGGACACUCCCUUUCACGAGGCGUGUCGCCACCAGUACAAGGGCAUCGCGAUCUACUUGAUGGGGUUGGUGAACAACCCGGAGACAAGCCAGGAGCUGAAGCUCUGGGAAGGGUUGGAUCCUUCCUGGGAGAAGAUGCUCCGGUCUCGUGCGCAGGCCCGCGUUGAGGACGGUACGGAAGAAGACGUAGGCAGGCCGCGGGAUAUGAGCACGGCGGCUGCUGCGGCCGGCCUCAGCUCCGUCCGGCUGGGCGUAACCACGCCUUCGACGACCCACAACUCCCUCAUGUCUUCCGAGUCGGCGAUGGGUAUUGGGGUGUCCAACCGUACGCCAGCCCGGCGGGACGUGUUUUCGACCUCGGGCAACAGGGAUCGGGGCGGCGGGGGGGGGGAUACCGCGGCGUCUACCCGGGAAAGGAAGAUGAUGAUGCCUCCUCGGGGGCAGGCAGCAAGCACUAAGGGGUCUACCAAGGAGCGGAAAAUGAUGUCUGCGCAAAGCGCGGCGCAGGUUCAGCCUGGUGUGCAUCAUCAGCGGACAACGACGCGAAAUCGCGGCUCGGGUAGCGCUUCGCCGGCAGCAGGCGCCGGGAUGAGUUCGUCGGACGGCGCCCGUGUCGACGGGGAGCGCGAUGAACCCCCUGGGGAGACAUCGCCCCGCGUGUUUUCGAAUGGUGCCGCUGACGUACUCGCCUGGCAGGCGACCAAGGUCAAAAGCGCCAAGCAGGGGAGAUUGAUUGAGAAGGCUAGGGAGGCGCUUCGCGAGACGGAAUACGAGGCGGAACUGGCCAGGUCCAGGUCCAUGACCUCCCUAGGCGACGACGAGGCGUCGAUCGACACCUGUAAUACCGCCGAUUCCCCGACAACUGUCGGCAGCCACAGCAGCCGCCCGGGAGAACGACGCCAGCGCAGAGCGAUCAGCCCGGCGGCUAAGCCGGCCGAGACACUGGAGGUCUUUGACGUGGACGCUGAUGGCAAUCCUCAGUCGAGAAGGGUUUACGCUAACGCUAACGCUAACGCUGCGGCUGAUCUGUCUGACGCGGAGUCCCAGCCAAGCCGCGAGUCGAGAAGGGUGAAGCCUGUCGCGACCAACGGGACGGGGGGCACGGCGGCGGGGGCGGCGGCGGCGGUAGCAGAUGCUACUGCGGAUGACUCGAGAGGAAGGGCGGUGUCCCCCGUCAUGCCGACGCCCCCGCGUGCAGAAGGCAGGGACGACGUUGACGGACACGCGCCAAGGCGUGAAAGCGGCCGCCGCCAGUCGGCCCGCCUGGCUAAGGGCAAAGUCGUGAGCGUCCGAUCCCCGGUGGCUAGGGUAUCCCGCCGGCCCUCCGGGUUCCCCAAGGCGGACGACGUAGACGGCAGCAGCCGGAGAUCGUCGCGGCGCGGCAGCAGCUCCCAGUCUGCUGCUACGUCGUCGUCAGCUGCUGGCUCGGGCGAGGGUGGUGGGGACGCCGGCGGUUCCAGGAGGUCUAGCGGCGGCUCGCGCUCGUCGAGGGGCCCCGGCGACCACGGACAAAGCGACAACAAGCACGGAGGGGGGGAUUCUCGGAGCGCGACGGCGGCGGCGGCGCGGCCACGGCGCUUCGAGGAGGAGGGGGUACGCGCCGAGAACGGUGAGGGGGGGGGCGGGAGGUCGCCGUCCGCGCGGCGCGAGAGGCACCGCAAGAGGGGCGAAGACUCGCCGGAGGUGGAUGAGCGUUCUUGUGGCGGCGGCGGCGGCGGCGGCGGCAGCAGCAGCAGAAAGUCCCGAUCGUCACGAGGGGAGGGCGGGGAGUCUUCGAGCAGGAAGAGCGUCGGCGGCGGCAGCGGUAGCAGCAGCAGGAGGAGGCGCGACCCGAAGGUGACGUCGUCAUCGUCGUCAUCUCGUCGCAGUCAACGGGAGGGCUCAGACGGGCACGCAUCGACCGCCGUGCCCACCACGCAGGCGCCGGCGCCGGCAAGCAGUAGCCCGGCGCACUCUCAGGCGACUACUGCUGCUGCUGUUGCUGUCACGAGCGUCCCGAAGGCAUCUCACGAGUCGCGCAGUCACUCCGGGGCCAGGGAAGGGAGGGCGUCGUCGUCGAGAGCGAAGGAGGGAAGAGGAUCGUCAUCGAGGACGAACGAAGGCAGGGAGAGGAGAACGCCUGCCAUCUCCAGCCCGGGGGGACGGUUGUAUGCAACAGCGCCCAGGCAGCGCCCGAGUAGCCCGAACCUGUGCCCACCCACCUGGGCGUCCAACGUUCCGUCGUCGACUCUGGAAGACCCGUCGCGGAAGCGGGUGGUCGCUUCUGAUUUUCCAGCCAGGCGAGUCGUCGGCCCUUACAACUCCAGCAAGCGGGGGCCUCCAGCUGGUGGUCGCCGCACCCGCUCGAGCGCCUCCCCGACACGCUCUUCGUCUCCCGGACGCCGUUCUGCUCUCCCGCCACCCGCUUCGCGCCCGGUCGAGAAGGAGAUCGACCCCCAGGGAGAGGAUGCCGAGCGUGAAGCCGCUGUCAGUGCCAGCUCUCACGCGAGCUCCUUCCCCACUGAGACGGUGGGUGACAGCGUAAGCCUCCCGGAAGCAGCGACGGUGGCUGGCGAGGCGAAACCCGCCGCUACCUUCAAAAGCGCUGUCCCGGAAGCGGUAUCGGCGAGGAAGACUUGGGAGGCGAAACCCACCGCCGCCGCAAAUUGUGUGGCGACUGCGGCGGCUGUAGAAGAUGGUGUCGUGCAGGAAUCGCCCGCUAGGAGCUCAGCUGCCAGCGCAGAGUCUGAAGGUCCUCCUCUGAUUGGCGCGCUGUUGAUGGAGAAGAAGGCGGCGACGGACGGCGACAGCACUGCUGCACGAGCGGACAAGGAAGAGGAGCUUCGCGAGGAACGGGAGGAUCGCGCGCCGUGCACGACUUCGACGAAAAGCAACCCUAGGCGGUCCUUCACAGCGAUCGAAACAUCCAAGUCCAUUGUGUUCUCGGACUCGGACUCGGAGGUGGACAACGACAGUUCGACGAGAGCGUCGAACGAAAGCCCGAACCAAAGCCCGACCUCUGGCGGGGACGUCCAGCCCAUGGCCGCGUUGUCGGCUGUGUCGACGGUGUUUGCGCGGCAGCGCAGCGGCGACAAGAAAGGGGAAACUGCGGUGCUCGGCAACAAACAAGCCGACAGCAGCAGCAGCGUCAGCGGCGCUGUUUCCGCCGAGGCGUUGGAUUCCGACAGAAAGGCUGACGGUCCCGUCGCCUCCGUGUCGCGAUCGGAGGAGGCAGCGUCUGGCGAUCGAGGAGGAACGGCGACAACAGCGUCGAAGGAGGACAGGCAGGGCUUACCAUCCUAUCAAGACGCUUUGGCGGCGGGGACGGCUGCUGCUGCGGCGGCGGCGGUGCCUCGCCCGGCUGGGCCUGGCGCGGGCCCAGAAGCUGUCGACGACAGAGGAGCGGCACCGGCGGAGGUAGAAGGACGAGGUACGGUUGAGCCGAGCCCUGCACCGCAAAAUUAUUUGAGACCCUUGUCUUCAUCGACCUUACCGAGCACGAUGGCGGUUUUGGCGGGCGGCGGCGGCGGCGGCGGCGGCGGCGGCGGGAGGCCACGGUCGUCGGCGCUGGGAAGGCCGGGCAUGCCGUCCGUGAAGGUGACGAUGCCGAUCGCGGGUGGCCGCGCCGCUUGGAACAAGUUUUUGGCCACCACCGCGCAGGGAGAGUCGGAGGAAUCGGCUGCCGCGGCGGACGGCGACGGCGGGCGAGCGGAGAAAGAAGGCGGCGAAGGUUCUUCCGCGGAAGAAGCAGGAGUGGGAGCCAGCGGCCCCAAGGCGUCUAACGCCGUCGCUGCUGGUUCCGGGAACCACGCGGCAACGCUAGCCGCCAAGGGUCUGCGGGGGUUCACCAACCCAGCCCAGAGCCAGGAGGGGCCUAACAAGGGACCCGCCGGGGCGUUCUCAGGGAACUCCAUGUGGCGUUUGGCCGGAGGGACGGCAGCGGAAACCGGUCGCGCACGGUCCGGGGUCGCCGCCAACGGUCACGGAGGCUACUCCAACCCUCUUGCGGCGAUGCGAGCGGCAGGAAGCGGCGGCGGCGCGGAGACGAGCUCUGGGGGCGGGGGCGGGGGGGGCGGGGGGUCAAACCCUCUGGCGGGGCUGCGGGGAGCGGCGAGCAUGGGCGGCGCCAGAGUCUCGAACCCGUUGGCGCGAAGCAGGGGGCCGAGAGCCGGCGGCAGUAGAGCGGGCGGGGUGGCGAACCCUAUGCUCCGCAGCGGCGGCGGCGGCGAUGUGGGCGGCCUCGCGAGAGGAACCGUCGGGGGGGUUCCGCUGUUUUCUUCUUCGGUUAGGACCACCGGCCGUACGGCACCGCCGCCGCCGCCACCCCGCGAUGACGAGGGGUCGUUAUCGCCCGGACCGGCCACGAUGCCGCCGCUUUCGUCUUCUCCCACGGAGAUGGGCGGGGCCCCCGCCAUACCCGUCGCGAUGUCCUGGGGUCCUUCUCCGUCCUCCGCGGACACGACCGCAGCUGCUGCUGGAGACGAUGGUGAUGCUACAGAGGCGGCGGCGUCCACAGGCGGCGGCGAGGGAAACGCGGCGAUGAGACGAGGUGGGGGCUCAGAGCGGCCGCCUACCGAGUUCAGAGCGAUCGGUAGCAACGGGUCGUGGCCUACGGAUGGCGCGUUGGUUCCCCCGAGAAGGCGGGCGGCGGCCAGGGGGGCGCAGCCGCACAGCGUGACCGAACGAGACCCGGGCCAGGAGAAGGUUGGCGGCCUAGUGAAGGCCUUGCAACAACCGGACGCGUCGCGGUUACGGCUGUUGCUUCAGAACACGCACAACCCCGACCUAUCGGCCUCGGGCUCGAGUCUGUCAAACCUCGGGGAGAAGCGGCUUGUGCAACUGCGCCGCGCGAAGUACUCCCCGCGACCCGCAGCCCCCGGCCUGCUGGACCCGAAGGAAACGGAAGUCGACGCGUGAGAGAGAAGUCGAGCUGCUGCUUGACUUUUGGCCCUUGGCGACGCACUCGUAGUGAGGCAUUCGGAGGUAGGGGUAACGUCUGAGGCUCAAGUUUGGUUGUUUUUAUUUGAGUCCCCUAGAGAAAAGUGGGCUUUGAAGUGGGAGUGAGCCCACUAGCUCCAUCGCGAAGAUGGGACGGAUGUUAUGUGUACCUAUUGCGGGUUGCUUUUUGAAGGGAAAAGGUGGGAGGUUGCUCUGUAGAAUUGGGAGUAGAGUGGGGGUCGGCGAGAACAGAAGCGUGUCCUUGCGGUUUAGCGGCACGCGGAGGAGAGAAGGGGUUGGAAGGCUUUUGUGUGUGUGUGCUGUGCGUGUGUUUUUAUUAUUAGCAUCGACCGCGCUAACCGGCUGACCAAUGAAAAGACGUCAGUCUUAGUGCGAUUGAAAACACAAAACACUUCUAUCUACCAUGAACUGGCUGUGCGUGUGUGUGUGUGUUCACGUCUUAUGUGCGCCCGCUCCGCCGUUCUACCCUCUCGUAGAUUUUUGUUCUCGUCUCGCGGAGCGGUGUCUUGCACCCGAGCCGUGUAAGCCCAGAGCCCGAACGAACGGCCGGUUUGUGUCGGCCGUCGUUCGUCUAGCCCAUGAUAUUCUGAGUGUUGUACGAAGGUCGCGGAUUGGCAGAGGGUGGUACCUGCAAGUGGUAAAACGGUUGCUUAGGCCAAUGGGUAAGGCGGAUGUGGCCAGACGUGAUGAAUGUUCAUUGAUGACUCGACAACAUGCCCCAUGGAAGUGGUUCAAAGCAAGAGGUUGCCGUUGGAAUAAAUUCUUGGCGCCGCCCCCGCCGCCCCCCCCCCGGGGGGGGGGGGGGGGGGGGUUGUCGCUUUUUUUUCUUUCGAAAACUUUAUACCGACGUGCGAUUUUCCACCGUACAACAUAAAAAUCGGUUUGCUCUACCGAGUAUUUCAAGAAGUGCCCAAGCGUAGCGUAUCAUUACUAAGGUGGUACCCAUCGAUCGGCGCGUUCCUCUCUACGCUUUGUGUCGUAGUUUACAAAAAAGCGACCCUCGGCGGCGGUUAUGUAUUUCGGGACUGGGAGGGGGAGGGGGAGGGUCUAGGGGGGAGGGCAGUUGAUGGUCUGUGCGCUGUGUUUUGUAACGUAUUUUCACACUUAGGGUUCUGUUUUCGGGUAUCUCGGGGGCAGUGGAUGCUUUAAAAACCCGCAGCGCAGCGGCGACGGAGAGAGGCGGGAGGGGGGACAUCGAGACAGGGGUCACAGUGAGGAAAUUGACAAGUCAGCAUGGUGCUCUUACGGGUAGCUCUUUAGCUGUCUGUUGUUGCGUCGAGCGGCCGCGGCGUUGCAGUGUUCGCACCUGCUCGCAUGCCAAUAAUUGGGGGGUUUUAUUUACCACAGCAGUAGCACGCUAUUCUUUCUUUUUCAAGGUCCGUCCGUUCCCGGGGUGAGUGUGAAGGACAUGGUGGGACACGGCCGAAGAGAUGAUGCGAUCCCACCUCUAUCUCGGAGGAAGAGCCUUCUCGAGAG
Molecule: messenger RNA, 7507 nt
Organism: Ectocarpus sp. CCAP 1310/34
Lineage: Eukaryota; Phaeophyceae; Ectocarpales; Ectocarpaceae
Source: the annotation of a GenBank genome assembly